AUGGAUUUUGGGGAAAUUCCCAGAGGUUAUAAGUUCAAUCCAACUGAUCAUCAACUCAUUGAAUUCUACUUAACGCCAAAAGUUCUCGGAAGAAAUAUGGGUUUUUGUUCUUGGUUCUUGUUCGAAAUAGAUCUCUACAACGACUACAGCAAUCCUCUAGUGCUGUUUGAUGAGAUUAAUCAAAAAUAUGAUAAAAGAUACUUUUGUGAUGAUAAAGAGAAAGGCGACCAAAUUCGCUACUUCUUCACGCCAAUAAAUAGGGUGUCUAAAACCGGCAAGAAUGUGAAAAGAACUACGAGAGAUGGAACGUGGGAUGGAGACGGUUCUAAAAACAUUAAACAACCUGGAACCAAUACUCUUAUCGGCACAAAUAAAUCAUAUAAAUUCUCGUGGAAGGAUGAUGAUUCGGAGUAUGCAAGAAGAGGAAAUCAGUCAUCUUGGAUUAUGCACGAGAUUUCGUUGCCACAAACUUUUUAUGAUUCUCGCGGGAUGAAGGAAAAGUAUGUUCUUUGUUGGAUUAAAAGGAAGGGCGGUGCACAUGCUGACGACCAAAUAAUACUACCACAACAACCACCCUUUCCAGUAGUACGUCAGCCAUCAACAAGAACAACGUUUUCACCCUCAGUCGAUGCAUAUCAGGUACCACAAAAACGACAACGCUUUGAAGAACCAGAUGCUGCUAUUAAAGAUGCUUCUUCGUCAGCAGUCCAAGAUGACAUGUUACCAACUAAUCAGCAGGAUAAUCUUCCCACCUUCGGCUCUACUGAGUUACUCCUACAAGAAGAAGAUAACUUGGAUCAUGAAUUUGCCUUAACCCUCGAGGCAGAAUUAGAAGUAAGCAAUGAUGAAACAUUGAUGAAUUUAAAGCUUGGAGAGGAUAAUUCUGUUGCUGAAGCCAUGAAGACAUGUGUACCAGUACCAGAAUCAACAACAAUAUUUACACAAACACAACAACCAUGUUAUGUUAAUGGACCAUACAUGUCAUCACCACUAUGGGUACAACCUCCGUCACCAGCAAUCAAUACACCUGAAGUAAGACCAGUACAACCCUCAUACGUUAACUUGCAGUCAUCGACAUCCACAUUGCCAAUAACAAUGGAUGAUGUAGGGUCAUUAUUACAAGCACCAUCAACAGAAAUAUUUUCAUCUACAGAAGUAACACCCCUGACUAAUAAUCUUUGGGAUGACAACUGCUGUGCCGGUGAUGUGAUGGCAGAGUUCAGCAUUCAGGAUAACCUUGACGACAUAAUCAUGGGUAGGGUGGAAGAUACCGGUGACAGGGAUGAUAUUAACUUUGAUGAAAUUUUCGGAUAA
Molecule: messenger RNA, 1314 nt
Organism: Papaver somniferum (opium poppy)
Lineage: Eukaryota; Viridiplantae; Streptophyta; Magnoliopsida; Ranunculales; Papaveraceae
Product: protein ATAF2-like
Exons: 2
Coding region: 1-1314 (437 amino acids)
Biological process (GO): regulation of DNA-templated transcription
Molecular function (GO): DNA binding
Source: RefSeq, a predicted model, not a curated record